Molecule: messenger RNA, 1775 nt
Organism: Oreochromis aureus
Lineage: Eukaryota; Metazoa; Chordata; Actinopteri; Cichliformes; Cichlidae
Gene: ucn1
Product: urotensin 1
Exons: 2
Coding region: 330-776 (148 amino acids)
Cellular component (GO): extracellular region
Molecular function (GO): hormone activity
Source: RefSeq, a predicted model, not a curated record
CACACCUAUUGACCCCUGUGAGUUUACCUCAUCAAACUUGAUGACCCACCGAGGAUGGAAAAGAAAUGAAGCUGUAAAAAAAUCACGUCCUUUAUUCUCCGUCCAUCACAGCUUCCCCAGCUGUCCCUCGGGACUUCUGUGCUUUGCGUCUCGAUAGUUGUCCGGUUUCCAAAGCGCUAUCUGUGCUCACAUUGACGUCAAAGGAGCGGGCAGGACGUAUAAAACCCUCCGGUCCCCUCCAGUCUCCGCUCACAGGGACUUUUCAGACUCUGCUGAAUCUCACCGGCCGACCGCAAAGUCCAGCUGCAGCAUCUGGAGACAGUAAAGACAUGAAGCCAGUCUCCCUUCUCCUGCUGCUCUCCUCGGUCCUCCUCUCAUCACACCUCCGUCCAGCCGCCGGCAGACCGCGCACCUUCCCUGGCUGGAUGGAUGGCAGCGGUCGCCUCCAAACGCAGCAACUGGACGAGGUGCUCCUCAGAGCGGCUGCCGCUGGGGACAACACCGCCUCCGAUCUACUGGGCGAAAACAUCAUGAGGUUUCUCCAGAGGAGGAACCCGGAUCGUCUCCACCUGCUCCCGCCAGAAGAAGACAGCGAGGAGGCGGAGGAAGCGGCGAUGAGGACCGCGGCGCAGCUGCUGAAACGCAGCGAAGAGCCGCCGCUCUCCAUCGACCUGACCUUCCACCUGCUGAGGAAUAUGAUCCAGAUGGCCAAGAUGGAGAGCCAGAGAGAGCAGGCUCAGCUCAACCGCAAAGUGCUCGACGAGGUGGGGAAGUAAAUCUCUGCUUCUUUUUGAAAAUGCCUCCUUAAAAGAGCCCAGAAGCUGUAUCAAUAUUCCAGACCUCUGACAUUAGUUUCUGUUCGUGCGCCUGCCUUCCUCUCCACAUCAUUUUACGCACAGUUGGUGCCAUUUUACGCAUCACAGCAGCUGUCAUUAAAAUGUAAAAUGUUUUAAGUGUUAUUUAAAGACAUUGUUGGAAGAUAUGGAAAAGGACCUCUCAGACCCCCUCUCAUCUUCAAACACACACAAUCCUCUUAAUCUCUGGACUUGUGGUGGACUCGUGGCAAAAAGGGAAAACCCUUGGAUAUCAAGUCGUUUUCACUCUUUGAAGUAUUGGAUGUGGUUUGACUUGGAAAUCAACACUUCUUUAUGAAUUUAUGUCUAAAAUAAGUUGUUUAAGCAGUUUGUGUGUAUGUGUUGUAAGCUUAAUGUUUUCAGAAAGACUAAGCUGACCUGGAAAUCUAUGAACCCACUGAGAAGUGCUUUAGUUUGACCUUUGAAUGCUGUAGAUCUGACAGAUUAAAAGAAAGAGUUUAUGGUUGCCAGCAGCCACAAAUUUUCAAAAUGUGUAUUUAUUUAUUUUUAGUUAAGUUACAUUAAAUAAAUAAAGUAAUACAAAUGCAUACUCUAACAAUUAAAGCCAGAUUCAUUUAGAUUAUUUUAAGCAAACUACAUGUUUGUACAGAGCUGUAGAAAAUGUAUCUGCUUGCCCAAAGUUAAAUUUCUGUUACUGUUGAGAACCAGAGGACAAAUUUUCAAACUUAUUUUCUGUCAGCCCAACUCGCUUGAUCAAGCUCAAUGGACAGAUGGUUUUUGCCUUUUACAUUCAUUUCCCCCCCUUUCUGUCAUUUUUCUUUGAGCGGGAGCACUAUCACCUGUACUGUAUCUACUGUAGCAUGGUAACCUACAAAAAACAGAAAAAGGAAAAAAAAAAUGCUUAAUUUUACUGUAAACAUUCAUGUCUGACACCAGUCUCUUUGUUUUAGCAAAUGAAAA